UUCAGGAAGAAAGCGACUGACAUAACACCACCGGUCAGGACUCGCUACGAACACUACGUAGGAAGUGAUUUUUUUUUUAGUGAUUUAAUUCCAGUCGUUUCUUCAAGGGAAAUCUUGUUAUCAGGCAGAUUAAGUCAGGAUAUGAGGUUUGCUUGCAGGGUUCCGUUAAUUUCUGUAAUAAGGAAGAAUAAUAUUGACAGAAACGUGAGGAAAAUAACUUUAAACUAAGGAAGUCUGACCUAACGUAAAAGGAAGGAGCAGACAGAAAUUCCAACGAAAACAGAUUGUCAUCAGAAUGAUUUCCCCGUAAAAAGCAAAUACUGUAAAUGAAGAUUUUUUUUCUCUCGAUUACUGUGUUUUCUUCGUCACUUGUUCUCGUGAUUAUUGCGUGAAAGAAAAGGAAGACUGAAUAACAUGGUUACGAUGGACGGUCUGGUGUUUUCCAGAAGCAUCGGGAACAGAAGCAUCAGCGCCUCAGCCGCUGAGCGCACUCUUCUUCUAGGUGCGUUGGCAACUCACAUGGGCGUUUUAGACACCCGAGAAAACGACUCUCAAACGGUUACGAGGAAAGCAGAGCUUUGGGAUGAAAUCACUAGGCACUUUAACUCAAAUGCCACGACUCCUAGGUCUAGGCAACAGAUCCAGACCCUUUACAAGAACAUGAAAGCUAAAGCCAGGAGAUAUGAAGCUCGUUUAGCUGAAAUGGCCAAUGGUAUUCCACCGCCAGAUCCUGACCCAAUAUCAGAGAUGCUCUUGGGUCUCCUCCAGCAACAGUUGAGGCACCAAAGACGACAUCUUCGCAAUCUUAUGGCACGAGACACAAGUGGCUUCCCAUCUAGCGCCUCCCAGUCAUCAACCGUUCGACAGACUUCAUCUGCUUUUAUUAAUCCAGAACAGAUGAUGCAGGUAUUCCUUAGCGAAGGAACCACCGAAGACGCAGAUAUAAAAUCCGAAAAUGGCGAAGGAGACCUUGAAAGAACACCAGAUCCCAACAAAAUUAGUCCCACUUCUCAGACCCUUCCUGAAACACUGGAAUCCAUUGCAAAACCUCCUCUGCCUAUGAAUCUCUUGGAGUCAACUGACGAUUCAAAACUGAGUUCCUCUCCACUUUCAUCGUUUACUGACGUCGGUCCCCCAUCACCUGUCACUGAUAACUGCCCUGAGGACCUUUCCCCAAAUCUCAGUCAUUCUAAUGAGAUAUACUGUCAAAACCUACAGUCAGUGCCUAACUCUACCCUAAAGUCAUCUGCUACAAAGGAUAUUCAGUGUAGAAAACUUGAGCGGUACCCACAAAAUUCUCUCAAAAUUCAUGAUUUUGAAACAUUGACGAAUUCCCUAGAUGCAGCAGCAGCGUUGAAAAACAUUCACUCUUCCGAAGAGGUGCAAAACAAAAGGUCGUUCAGUGACACAAGGUCAGAAACAGCAUCUCCCACCCCAAAGAGGCCAUACUUGGAGAGCUUUCCUAGGAACCACACGCCCUCAUUUUCUAAACCGCUCUGCUGUCACUGGCCAGAAUUUAAUGCAAAGAUGGCCUGUUGCUCCCCGGAAACUCACACAAAAAUACUGGCUAUGGCUCAAGAGGAACAUCAGAUGAAAAUCACCUUCCUCAAAAGAGAAAUGGAACAGAGGGAUCGUGAACAUGAAACAAAGAUGAAAAGUUUAAUGCUCGAACUGGAGGAAGCUAAGCUGCGAAUAGAACAAAUGAGAAUGAUUUUCCCUGGAAUUACUGAAAAUAAUAAAGCUGAAUUAAAGAAUCGUGAUCACUUCGCAGCUACACAACAAAAGGACAAGGAAUAGAGCAAAAGAACGUCAUACCAAAAGUUUGGCCGACCCGCAAUCAUUUUUUAAAUGCCUUGACAAUCUGAUAAUAUUUAAAGAUUUCAUUACAGCACAGCAAAACUAGAGCUAACAUUCCAGUAAUCAUACAAAGUAAUCGUUCUUUAAUAUGCUUGUCUUACUUGUCAUCUUUGAGCAUUUCAGCUCUCAUACUUGGAAUUUAUGGGGUCUUUUCAGUAAACACGUGUCAUGGUCAAAAUGUCCAUCUCAUGCGAUAGUAUUAUGUUUGCGCUUAAAGGCCCACUUGUGUAUAAAGUGCUUCACCAUAUUAUAUUUUCUCUUGUGAAAUUUUCUCACAGUUGAUACUGAACAAAGGCCAAGCAUGUUAGGCCUUCUGGGAGAAUAUUGUUUGGGAAAAUCUUAUAGAAAUCACUGUAAUCUAAAAAAUAUAGUGCAUACUGAUUUGCAUGCUAUGAUGAUAUUGUUAUCUAAUAAAAAGGGAGUAUACCAUGGA
Messenger RNA from Macrobrachium nipponense, 2290 nucleotides. RefSeq lists its product as uncharacterized. Lineage: Eukaryota; Metazoa; Arthropoda; Malacostraca; Decapoda; Palaemonidae. The transcript has 3 exons. The record is from RefSeq and is a predicted model, not a curated record. The coding region runs from base 415 to 1797 and encodes 460 amino acids.